AUGGAGGAGGAAUGGAUCGACACUGUACCCUUGGUCGGCAUCAGCCCGUUCGAGUGGAGGAAUGUGUAUCGAACACGGGCCACAAUCGACGAAUGCGACUUCAACAUCCACUUGAGCAACUCUAGCUAUGCCAAAAUUCUCGACGCGUCUCGGCUUGAAUGCGUCGUCACACUCUUCCCUGUGUUCUUCCGUUCAGGCGGUGCCAUGGCGCUGGGAGCAACGCACUUUCAUUUCAUGCGCGAAAUCCCUCCUUUCCAAGACUUCGAAAUCCGGUCCUACAUCGGGAGCUGGGAUCGCAAAUGGCUAUACCUCGUCUCUAAAUACGUGACCAAACCAAAGGAAGGCUCUCCUUCCUCCCCACCUCCCUUCUUCCCUCAACAACAAUCCCACCUUCCCUCACCCGCAUCCUCCGGAACGUCCACACCCACAAUUCCCAUCCCCUACCAAUCCCUCUUAGUGGAAAAAGACGGGUGGGUAGUCCACACCGUCGCAGUCGCCCAACUCUGCUUCAAAGCCGGGCGAAUCACCGUCCCACCCUCCAUCGUCCUCGCCUCAAACGGAUUCUGUGUCUUCCCCUACACCUCGCCCAUCCCCUACUCCACCAUCUCAACCGACCCCUCCCGUAAGCCCAACCCUCCCCCGCAUUGGGCCGAGGUAAAGAAACUGGUGUCGCCGAAGCAUGGAGGCAGUUUGCGCAAGUAUUUCGAGUUUCUGAGGAGUGGGUGGAAGGAGGUUAGGUAUGAGGAUGGGGAGAGGUGGUGGGAGACGGCGCUUGGUGGGGAGGUGGAGGCGCAGCGCGAGAGAGCACUGGCUGAGUUGGAGUUGUUGAAGAAGGGGUUGGAGGGUGCUAGAAGCACCUUCAAGUCGUCAGAAUCCGACUAUACCUUCACGUAA
Messenger RNA from Coprinopsis cinerea okayama7#130, 894 nucleotides. RefSeq lists its product as hypothetical. NCBI's taxonomy places the organism in Eukaryota, Fungi, Basidiomycota, Agaricomycetes, Agaricales, Psathyrellaceae. Bases 1 to 894 code for a protein of 297 amino acids. The transcript is spliced from 6 exons. The record is from RefSeq and is a predicted model, not a curated record.